Lemur catta (Ring-tailed lemur) is the source of this 3566-nucleotide messenger RNA. It is a transcript of the gene BNIP3L, whose product is annotated as BCL2 interacting protein 3 like. The coding region runs from base 214 to 873 and encodes 219 amino acids. Gene Ontology annotation, cellular component: mitochondrial envelope; nucleus; mitochondrial outer membrane. The transcript is spliced from 6 exons. NCBI's taxonomy places the organism in Eukaryota, Metazoa, Chordata, Mammalia, Primates, Lemuridae. The record is from RefSeq and is a predicted model, not a curated record. Gene Ontology annotation, biological process: defense response to virus; positive regulation of apoptotic process; mitochondrial outer membrane permeabilization.
GACCCGAGCGUCCGCAGGUCUCCGGCCUAGGGCGACGCCCCCCGCCCCGCGGCUUGUUGUGUUGUCAUCACGUGGCCCGGGCGGGCCCUGACGUCAGGGCGGGGGAGGGACUGCGCAGGCGCAGAAAAGGGGGCGGGGGACUCGGCUUGUUGUGUUGCUGCCGGAGAACCGGAGACGGUCCUGCUGCGGCCGUAGCUUGCCAGUCUCCCGGCCAUGUCGUCCCACUUAGUCGAGCCGCCGCCGCCCCUGCACAAUAACAACAACAACUGCGAGGAAGGGGAGCAGCCUUUGCCCCCGCCAGGCGGCCUUAACAGUUCCUGGGUGGAGCUACCGAUGAACAGCAGCAAUGGCAAUGAUAAUGGCAAUGGGAAAAAUGGGGGACUGGAACACGUACCGUCCUCAUCCUCCAUCCACAAUGGAGACAUGGAGAAGAUUCUUUUGGAUGCACAACAUGAAUCAGGACAGAGUAGUUCAAGAGGCAGUUCUCACUGUGACAGCCCUUCCCCGCAAGAAGAUGGGCAGAUCAUGUUUGAUGUGGAAAUGCACACCAGCAGGGACCACAGCUCUCAGUCAGAAGAAGAAGUUGUAGAAGGAGAGAAGGAAGUUGAGGCUAUGAAGAAAAGUGCAGAUUGGGUAUCAGACUGGUCCAGUAGACCUGAGAACAUUCCACCCAAGGAGUUCCACUUCAGGCACCCUAAACGUUCUGUGUCUUUAAGCAUGAGGAAAAGUGGAGCCAUGAAGAAAGGGGGUAUUUUCUCUGCAGAAUUUCUGAAGGUGUUCAUUCCAUCUCUCUUCCUGUCUCAUGUUUUGGCUUUGGGGCUAGGCAUCUAUAUUGGAAAACGACUGAGCACACCUUCUGCCAGCACCUACUGAGGGAAAGAAAAGCCCUGGAAAUGCGUGUGACCUGUGAAGUGGUGUAUUGUCACAGUAGUUUAUUUGAAUUUGAGACCAUUGUAAGCAUGACCCAACCUACCACCCUAUUUUUACAUAUCCAAUUCCAGUAACUCUCAAAUCCAGUAUUUUAUUCAAACUCUGUUGAGGCAUUUUACUAACCCUAUUCCCUUUUUGGCCUGUAAGACACCUUAGAAUUUCCUAACAGAGUUUAUUGUUGUUUAGAAAUUUGCAAGGGCUUCUUUUCCGUAAAUGCCACCAGCAGAUUAUAAUUUUGUCAACAAUGCUAUUAUCUCCAGUUAGUACCCCAGACUUAGACCUGUAUCAUUCAUGGCAUAAAUUCUAUUCUUGCAACAUAACUAUCAUCUUGCCCUUAAAAUGAGAUCAGGUUAGCAAAUGAUAUAAAAAAGCUUUGGUUUUUUUUUUUUUUAAGACAAAGGCAAGCUUCCCUAAGCUUGAAUUUAUAGUUAUUAAAAAUAAAACAAAAACAAAAAAAAAAGCAAGACAUAGAAAAAAAUAUCCUGGGCAAUAAAAAAAAUUAUUUUAAACCAGCUUUGGAGCCACUUUUUUGUCUAAGCCUCCUUGUAGCGCCUUUUAAUUUAUAGGAGGCAAGCUGUAUAAAUGAUAGGUAUGAAAUAGGAUAAGAACUAAAAUACAUCAGCAGAUUUUAAUACUAGUAUGUUGUAAUGCUGUCUUUUCUAUGGUGUAGAAUCUUUCUUCUGAUAAGGAAUGUCUCAGGCCUAGAAAUAUAUGAAAUUGCUUUUGAGAUUUUUGUGUGUGUGUUUGGUAUUUUUACGUUUAUUAGCUGCAUGUGAAUUUUUCAUGACUUUCUUUAAACUUUUUUUAUUUCUUCAUUUUUUCUUUUAAGAAGAGGCUUUUCCAAUUUGUGAUGUUAAUACAGGCUUCUUGUUUUAGGAAGCAUCACUUAUACUCUGAAGCCUUUAAACUCUGAAGAUAAUUGUUUCAGAGUUAUUCCAAGCACUUGUGCAACUUUGGAAAACAGACUUGGGUGGUGGGAACAGCUGACAAGGUUCUGAAAAGAUGCCAUUUGUUUCCUUCCAGUCUCUCACUUAUUGGUGUUUGCUCUACAGUCUUCCCAAGGUGAUUCCGGUGGUCCUGCGGAAACUGCUGGUUUUCUUAUGUAGCUGUCUUUUCAGUUAUAUUAAACUCUUGAAAUUCCAGAACACUCAACAAAUUCCUUCAAUUAUAUACUUCUUUAUUUCUCAAAUGUGAAGCUUUAGGACCAAAUUAUUAGAAAGCAUCAGGAUUACCAGUUAUCUCAAGUAGAUUUUAUUGGCAUUCAGAACACAUGGCAUGACUCUGAAGGACACUACUAUAUGUUUUAUAUAUAAAUAAUUACUGUUUAUGGUAUAGACAUUGCUAUUGAAUAUUUAGAAAAGCAUUGUUAAUUUUAAAACUAGCAAUGUAUAAAGUGCAUCAGGUUGACUUGAAUAAAAACACUAUGACAACCAAGUUUGCCAGUUUGCAGAAACUAUUUAACUCUUCUCUCUGACAUCAAGGUUUGUAACAUUGAUGUUAUAGUGGAAAGUAACAUACAGAUUAAACAACAAAAAAUUUUCUAUCUUUUUUCAAGAGUAUAGCUGGCUAUCUUUAAGAAAGAUGAUAUAUCCAAAGUAGUUUUCUGAGGUUUAUUUUUCCCUCUAGCAUUUGAUGUCUAAAUAAUUUUGGAUAUCUUUUUAUUAUACCUUGUUUCUGUCUUACUCUUGAAACUGGUAACACUUGAUUUGCCUUCUAUAACCUAUUUAUUUCAAGUGUUCAUAUAUGAAUUUCUUUAGGGAGAAAGGAAACCUGAUGGCCCACUGAUUUUGAAAAUCCUGAAUAAAGUUGGAAAGGCUAAUGAAGUUAGGAGAACUAAAUAGCUAAACUGCUACAGUAUACAAUUUGUAUUACAAUUGGCAUCAUGGGAGGGAAAAGUAAAAUUACACUUUAAAUAAAAGCAGCUUUUUACAAGCAGCACAUUGCGCUCUUUCCAAAUUCAGUAGCAAUUCUAUCAGUAGUACAAUUGAACUUGGGUAUAUUUCCUUCUUUCAACAUUGAAAAUAAGUUUAGCUUUUCCCUUAAAGUGUCUGUGAAAUUAUGGAAUAUUACUUAAAACACGAAUAUAUCAUGACAGUAGAACUUACUGUACGAUGAGAUCAUGCAGUAUUUAUUGAUAGCCCUAACAUAUGGGUUGGAUGUUUUUGUUCCUGCUUAGCUUUGCGUUGAACGGAAACAGAUUGUAUGAUUGGAAAGGAGAAUUCAACAAUUUAACAGUUGAAAUUUUAAGAUUAAUGUUUAAAAAGCUUUACACCUGUUUACAAUUUGGGGACAAAAAGGCAGGCUUCAUUUUUCAUAUGUUUCAUGAAAACUAGCUUAAUAUAUUUGUAAAUAGAAUCAAAAGCAAAACUGCACAAACUUGCACAGUGAAAAGUGCAACAAGUUCCCUUGAUUGCAGUAAAAAUAUUUAUUCUAAAAAAAUGAAAAUCCAAGACUUAGCCAGUCAGAUGAAUUUUUAAAUGAUCCAGUUGUAGAAAUUAUCGGAAUUAACUGAGCCAAAGUGAUUAUGCAUUCUCCAUCUAUUUCGUUAGCACUUUGUAUCAUCAUAUACAGUUUACAAUACAUGUAUAACCUGUAGCUAUAAACAUUUGUGCCAUUAAAGCUCUCACAAAACCUUU